AUGGAAGCCACAAAAAUGCAAAUGGACAUGCACAAGUCCAACUCCUGGCUCUACUACAAACUCAGCAUCCACACCCUAGGCCUAGUCCUUCGGUCUGGCAUCACAAUCACCAGCCCCGACCCCAAAGCAGACGCAAAACUCCAAGUCACCUCAGGCGUACACCAUGGAGGAACUCUCAAAGUCAUCGUCGCCGGCCUCCCCCGCACCGGCACAAUCAGCAUGAAGCGCGCCCUCGAGGAACUAGGCUACGGCCCCUGCUUCCACCUCGCCGAACCCCUCUGCCAAUUCGACAACCUCCGCCAAAGCGCCGCCAUCGUCCACACAAAAGACACGGCCCUCCGGCGGCGCAAGCUCGCCAAACUCCUCCAAGGCAGCGAAGUUACCCUCGAGGUUCCCGGCAGCGCUUGCCUACCCGACCUACUAGAAAUGUACCCCGACGCCAAAGUCAUCUUGACAGAACGCACCUCCGCAGCGGUCUGGCUGCGCUCCUGGCGCGGGUUCGGGAUCGAUUUGAGGUCGGACUGCUUCCGCUGGAUCGGGUACUGGGUUCCCGGCGUGGUGGCAGCUAACGAUCUCUACCGCGGGUGGAUGUGGCUUGCGUCCGAGCGGUUCGGGGUGGAGGCCGAGCCAUCGGAGGAGCUGUACCAUGCGCACAGUGCGUGGGUGAAGAGCAUCGUGCCGAGAGAGAGGUUGCUGGUCUUCAAGUGUCAGGAUGGAUGGGGGCCUCUGUGUGAGUUUUUGGGGCGGCACAGGCCGAAUCCGUUCCCGCAUGGCAAUGAGGCGGGUUACUUGCGGUAUUAUAAGCGAGUGGCGAUGGUGUUGGGGAUUUUUCUGUGGUUGGGUGUUCUCGCGAUGGCUAUUAUGUCGUUGUUUGUGAUGUCUUUGGUGGAGUAG
Messenger RNA from Aspergillus lentulus, 894 nucleotides. Its product is annotated as sulfotransferase family protein. The record is from RefSeq and is a predicted model, not a curated record. Lineage: Eukaryota; Fungi; Ascomycota; Eurotiomycetes; Eurotiales; Aspergillaceae.